UUGUAGUAAUAAAAAAACCUUCUUUGCUUGUACUAUAAGAAUGCGUACUUGUCGUUUGUCCGUCUCGACCACGACAAUUGGCGACCCCGACGUGAUGCUGUAAAUUAUGCUUGUGACUGCGAGGAGAGCAGUGGAGACGGAGCCCGGCAUAGCUUGAGAGCGGCGGGAAGAGCUGCUAGUCCGGACUGAUACUUGACACCUGCAGAUAAACAGGUGAGCUGCCGGGAACAUGGGCGGGACCCUCAGUAAAGAGGACGCCAGAAUUGUAAAUAUGUGGAAAGUAAUUUUGCAAAAGAGAGGACUUAAAGUAGAAGAGUUGAUGUUGCGGAAAAUGCUCUUAUGGGGCAAGCAACACGGAUAUAAAGCAGAUACAGUGACUGCAUUUAGUGUGCCUGUGUGGCAAGGACUCGGGGACAAGCUGUUUGACAGUGCGUCCCGAGGGUCUAAGGAGGCAGCCAGCCUCCUGAUGACGUGGUACCUGCUCCUUGAAACCGUCAAAGACAUUAGAGAACAAAGGGAUAGGAUGAAGGAGCCAGACGUCCCUAUUGCGGGGGGAGGACAGUCCUCUCCCACAGAGGACGUGGGGUCUGUUGCCCAGUCCUCUGGCAAGCGCGCAGGGCGGCCAAAACCACGGGGCCGACAAAAGAACCCUUUCGUUGAUGACUCUGAUGAUGAGCAGCCCUCAGGACAUCCUCGGACUAUUAAAGAUAGAACAUAUAAGCGGCCCCAGGACUUGCUUCCUGGUAGUGACGUAUGCCCCGCUGAAACGGCAGAGGCGCCAGUUAACCCGUCCGCCCCCCCCUUGCCGCCUGAUUCAGAGGAUAGAGAAGGGAUGAAUAGCCCCCCCCCGGGCGCGGGGAGGGGAACAGGGGACCUCAUGCCUGUACCCCCCUCUGCCAGCCGAAACAUCAGAGGAUUGGGAUGAUCCCAUGGACAAUGAUAUGGGGGAUCCUGAACCUGGGGGGUCUGCGGGAACACCGAAGGAAGGACAGUUACAGGGAGGCUCGCGUUGCCGAGGACAGCCCUGGGUCCUUCCGCCGGCUCGAAUUACUGUCAGUCCCCACAACCCCCUGAAAUUCUGGCAGCAGGUGAAAGCUCGAGCUCUGCAAGAAGGAAAUUGGGACCUGUCCGAGCAAAUUAACGUUCCUGUAACAGCAGGCAACUCUGGUGAAACGAAUUUAAGGGGGACUGGGGCGAUGGCUUUCUCCGUGGUACGGGGUGAUCCAGGACAAGGAAUUAUGGAUGAACAUAGACCAUAUUUGUGGAAAGUUAUACAGGAUUUACAAAAGGCAACUGCGCAAUAUGGUCCCAACUCCCCCGCAGUUAUACAAUUAAUACGCCUAUUAACUAUGGAAGAAAUAACACCUUAUGAUAUUGCUCAAAUUGCUCAA
Molecule: messenger RNA, 1391 nt
Organism: Aquila chrysaetos chrysaetos
Lineage: Eukaryota; Metazoa; Chordata; Aves; Accipitriformes; Accipitridae
Exons: 2
Coding region: 230-925 (231 amino acids)
Source: RefSeq, a predicted model, not a curated record